This is a messenger RNA of Arabidopsis thaliana (thale cress), 698 nucleotides long. RefSeq lists its product as uncharacterized. Bases 1 to 678 code for a protein of 225 amino acids. Lineage: Eukaryota; Viridiplantae; Streptophyta; Magnoliopsida; Brassicales; Brassicaceae. The record is from RefSeq and is marked reviewed. The transcript is spliced from 4 exons.
AUGAGUGUAUUUCCUGGAUUUGGUGGCUGGAUCAAUCAGAACAUCCAACAGCCUCCUAAGGCUGAGUCCAGGAGAUCUAAGAAUGUUAAAUCUAAUUCAGUGUCAGAGAAAGAUACUAAUAAUGAGGAAGGACUAAAUUAUGACGAAGAGGAAACCAAGAGGCAAAAUGAACUAUGGAAAGCUGCAGAGAAGAAGCAUCCAUGGUAUGAUGCACCUCCUAAGGUGAAGGCAACCAAAUCAAGAAAGGUUUUGAAGAAGGAUGGACCGAGGCAGAUUGUGAGAUUGAAGAAAGCUGUGGCAUGGGACUUUCUAUGGUGGUCUGGAGAAUUUCCGAUAAAUCUAAUUGUCGAUGUAAACAAAAAAGAUCUUACAGCAAAAUAUAAAAAAGAGAAAAUGAUGUUCAUGAAAGUUUUCGAAGGUAACUGGAAGAUAGAGCCACUAUAUGUAGAUUCAGUACGUUUGUGCAAGCAAAGGGAGCCGAAGAGUCUACAAGAAUACAAAAAAUGUAGUGGCGGACAAGGAAGGGUUGGAUCGAAAGUAACAAUGGACCAAUAUUUUCAGCCAUAUCCUCCUUUUAAUCUGCCACCAAUUUCUUGGUUCAUUCGUGAUAUCACCAUCAGGACCACAAAAACCCUGCUCAAAAUGCUUCAACAUGCGAGUGUUGUACUACGAGAGUGAGUCUCUAGAUAACGAUGUUA